CUGCGGCCCCGCGGUUCCAGGAAGCUGCGCUGGCCGGGGUGACCCGCGGCGUGCUCGGCGGCGAUGAGCUCGCGGCUGCAGCUCCUCGGGGCUCGGCCUGCAGUAGGUGAGGAAGAAAACAUGACAGAAACAGAUGCCUUUUAUAAAAGUGAAACAUUUGAUCCAGCAGAGAAGUACAAAAUGGACCACAGGAGGAGAGGAAUUGCUUUAAUCUUCAAUCAUGAGCGGUUCUUCUGGCAUUUAACACUGCCAGAAAGGCGGGGCACCAGUGCAGACAGAGACAGCCUCAGACGCAGGCUUUCAGAUCUAGGAUUUGAAGUGAAAUGCUUUGACAAUCUUAAAGCAGAAGAACUAAUGCUCAAAAUUCAUGAGGUGUCGACUGCUAGCCAUGCAGAUGCUGACUGCUUUGUAUGUGUGUUCCUGAGCCAUGGCGAAGGCAAUCACAUUUAUGCAUACGAUGCUAAAAUUGAAAUUCAGACACUGACUGGCUUGUUCAAAGGAGACAAGUGUCAGAGCCUGGUUGGAAAACCCAAGAUAUUUAUCAUUCAGGCUUGUCGGGGAAACCAGCACGAUGUGCCAGUCAUUCCUUUGGAUGUAGUGGACCAUCAGACAGACAAGCUGGACGCCAACAUAACCGAGGUGGAUGCAGCCUCAGUUUACACACUGCCUGCUGGCGCAGACUUCCUUAUGUGCUACUCUGUUGCAGAAGGCUAUUAUUCUCACCGGGAAACUGUGAAUGGCUCCUGGUAUAUUCAAGAUUUGUGCGAGAUGUUGAAAAAAUACGGCUCCUCCUUGGAGUUCACAGAACUCCUAACUCUGGUGAACAGGAAAGUUUCUCAGCGCCGAGUGGACUUUUGCAAAGACCCAAGUGCAAUUGGAAAGAAGCAAGUUCCCUGCUUUGCCUCAAUGCUAACUAAAAAGCUGCAUUUCUUUCCAAAAUCUAAAUGAUAGGGGCUGUUUGUUUUUUUGCAUCUGUAUUCAAACUGUAUUUCCUUUCUUUUUAUAUAAUAAGUAUCACUAGGUUGAAGCUUAUAGUCCAGCAGUGUAAAAUGCUUUAAGGUUUAGUGUCUAGCAGAGAACUACCCUUUUUUUUUUUUAAUAGCUCUUACUGGACAUGAUGAAAGGAUUUAAUGUAUGGAGAAACAAAAACCUCAGGGAAUUACCAUAAAUAAAAAUCUACACUCAUUGGUAAUAUUUGAUUUUUAUAGUAAACUGCAAGGUUACCCAAAAUAUCUGGCUGAUUUAACUGCACCUUGUGAUAUUUUUAAAUCACAGUUUAUUUUAUAAUGUUUUUAAAGUUUUUUUGAAACCUGGAUAAUUGUCUUCCCUUAAUAAAAUAUUUGGAAUUUGUGUUUUAUUAAAUUAAAUUAAAAUUUUCUAAUUCACAUUCUUAUUUAUUUGUUUAAUUUAUGGAUUUGUCAUAUAAAUGUUUAAUAAUUCAUCUACAUAGAAAUUAUCACAUUUGGUAUAGAACUUUAACUCUUACUUAAAAAAAAUCAGCCUUCAAGAACUAUUAUAUGGUAUUCUGAGGAUGAACCAUAAAAUAUAAUUCUUAGCCAAUAUAGGCCAAACACCUACAAAAUUUAUUUAUGUCCUCAUCUUCCAUGUUAAGUUACUAUACAUUGUCCAGCAGUCAUCAGUCCCCCUCACAGACCAUUGUUACUUGGAUAAUAGAUGUUACUUUAAAAAUUCAAUUCUUAUUAAUACAAUAUGUAAAAUUUGAGACUAUUGUUAAUAACCCUCCAUGGGCUAAAGAUGUCUAAAUGUUCAGGCUUUGAUAAUUGAAACUUGUGAUUUGCUACUGCAAAAGCAAUAGUUUGCAUAUGUUGUUUCAGUUCCAAUUCAAAGAGUACCAGUGUAUACAUUAUAGUUCAUGGGACAUUUAUACCUGUUUUGUAGUCAUGGCUGGGGGUUCACUGGCAGCUGAACACUUUUUCCUCUCUUUAAUCCUAACCCUGCUACCAGUGAAGGCACUAUAGGUGGUGUUAUCUCCCCAGGCUCUACUUUCAAGAGCUGAUGACUACAGAAUGCUCUUCAGUUCACUGAGUGAACAUUUAUCUUGCUCUCUAAGCAAAGAUUACACAAUUCUGGUUACUUAAGAGAAAUUAGCUGAUGUUACUGAAAAGCUCUAAUAAUAAGCAAAAAAAAAAAAAGUCAGUUUCCUUGAAUAUUAUCAGUCAGAGGGCUUAUUUGCUUAAAAUAUUCAGAUGCAGUAA
Molecule: messenger RNA, 2216 nt
Organism: Choloepus didactylus (southern two-toed sloth)
Lineage: Eukaryota; Metazoa; Chordata; Mammalia; Pilosa; Megalonychidae
Gene: CASP6
Product: caspase 6
Exons: 7
Coding region: 64-948 (294 amino acids)
Biological process (GO): proteolysis; apoptotic process
Cellular component (GO): cytoplasm
Source: RefSeq, a predicted model, not a curated record